This is a messenger RNA of Myripristis murdjan (pinecone soldierfish), 3257 nucleotides long. Its product is annotated as zinc finger protein 37-like. Bases 181 to 2877 code for a protein of 898 amino acids. Gene Ontology annotation, cellular component: nucleus. The record is from RefSeq and is a predicted model, not a curated record. The transcript is spliced from 13 exons. NCBI's taxonomy places the organism in Eukaryota, Metazoa, Chordata, Actinopteri, Holocentriformes, Holocentridae. Gene Ontology annotation, biological process: regulation of transcription by RNA polymerase II. Gene Ontology annotation, molecular function: DNA-binding transcription activator activity, RNA polymerase II-specific; RNA polymerase II cis-regulatory region sequence-specific DNA binding.
GCCAAAGAAAAACGAAAAGAAGAAGCAGCUAGCUAGCACAACACAGUUUAGCCAGCUGCACACAGUUACCUGUGACAUUAAUGUUACCUCGGCCAGGGAAGUUAGGCUGAUUUACUGUUCAUUCUGCCCUUGUUAUUUCUUCCAACAAAGAGCCUUCAAUCACGGCGACACACUCGCACUAUGUUUGAGGAUCCUGAAUUUCAAGAUUCUUUGUCACUGGGGCUUAAUGAUAAUUAUGGUGACCAGAACUCACCAUUUCAUGAUUCAAGAAAAGCACCAGUGAGUCCUGACUAUAACUGUGAGACGCCAGAGAUAAGAGUAAUCAUCAAAGAGGAGGAGGAAGGCUGGACUGUCAGUGAGAUCAGUGAGAGUUUUAGUUGUCGCACAGACAGAGAAAAAAGGAUGUCAGAUUCUGGAGCUGCAGAGGACACGACCGCAGACAUUUGUCUACACCACUGCCCCGAGUGUGGGAAGGAGAACUCCAUCUCGUGUGGAGCAAAGAGGCAACAGAGAUCACACACUGUGGAGACGACCUGUGAAUGCUCAGAGUGUGGGAAGUGCUACCACCAUGCUGACAGCCUCAAGUCCAAUCAGUGUAAAUGCCCAGGGGAGACUGGCAGCCCCAGAGAGAAGCAGUUUAGUCACACUCUCAGUGGUCAGACACACACGCUCUCACAUUCUGCUGAGAAACCUUACCUCUGCUGUGCCUGUGGGAAGAGCUUUUCCCAGUUGGGGGACAUGACUGUGCAUCAGUGCAAGAACACGGGAGAGAAACCCUCCUCUCUCAGCCACAGUGACAACACGAAUGCCCACGAGAGACCACAAGCAGCGGAGCAGCACCAGUGCACUGGACAUGAAGAGGGCUUCCCUGACCUGCCGUCCCUAGCGUGUCCUGCACUGGACCAAGACCACAACGGGGAGCGAAGCACAUCUCUCCAAGGAGAAAUCGAACAAUGUCACAAGUCUCAGACCAGAAAAGCAGCACCUGGCCAACAAGAUGCUGGUGAACCCAAACCACUCAUGCCACAUGGCCGCAAGACGGCAUCUGCAAACUUGAAGGACCAAGCGCUCCAUCUGACUGUCAGGCUGCAGCAAGGAGAACGGGAAGACCACGAACAGGAGGAAGACAUUGGCAGUUUAAUCAACUCUGAUGGGGAAACGGUCGACUGGGAUGCCAGAGGCAGUCUUGACUGUAGCUCUGAUAACACAGGAGGGCCCCACACAACAUAUACUUGUAACAAGGGUGGUGGUGUCCCAUCAGAGCCUCAGGUGCAAGGCCAAAAUCGGAGGGAGAGCAGCAGUCCAACACUCGUGAUGGAAGUAGUGACUGAGGGGGAAGAUGAAGAAAGAGAAGGAGGAGAGGAAAAAAAGAGAGUACUAAAGAUGGCUACUGUUUCUCCCCCUUAUCAGGGGAAGAGACGCGGUAGAAAGAAGAAGGUUCCCGAGGUAACAGUUGUAUUAGUGGACCUACCGGAGGGAGAGAAGGAAGCUCCUGCUAAACCCGGCAAGAAAAGGGGCAGAAAGAAGAUUUCAGACACUCCAGUAACGUCUUGUGGAUACUCAGAGGGAGAGCCUGCCAGUGAAAGUGCUCCCCUUGAGCCUAUGAAAAGGCGUACCCGAAAAAAGAGAGUUUUUCCUGCCACAGUGUCAUCAGAAGAAUUAAACUUGAAAACUCUUCGGCUCUCUUCAGCAAAGCAACGUUACAAAAAAAGGAAAGUUACCAAUCCAUCUGCCAAAGGAGAAGGAGAAACCACGGCUGUUCCUGUAAAAAGGCGGUACAGGAAAAGGAAAGCUACUCUUCUUUCUGGUGAAGGACAAAAAGACAGUAACGGAGCUUCUUCCAUGUCUGCCAAGAGGCGCCCUGGCAGAAAGAUGGUUCGCGUACCAAUAGAAAUACCUCCUGAGCUCCUGAAGAAGCCCAAAGAGAAGAUCGAUUACCGUUGUUCAGUGUGUGGCAAAGAAUUUCCUCACGCGUAUAAACUCGAAAGGCAUGAACUUACCCACACAGGAGAGAAACCUUACUGCUGUUCCAUCUGUGGCAGGGGUUUCAACCAGAAGGGCAACCUCAAAACACACUACAAAGUUCACACAGGACGCAAGGGCGUUGAGGAUUGGUCUAGUGAGGGGAAUCCUGUGGCAUCAGAGCUGCCAGAAUACUUUGAUACACCGCCAGUGGAAUCCAGGACGGGGUCAUCCCUUCGCUGCCUGGAAUGUGGGAAGGACUGCGAAAGUCUCUCAGCUUUACAAGCACACCAUAUUACAACACACACACACACAGCUGCCGACACCAACACGGCCGCACACUCUGCAUCCCAGCUCCAGUUCUGCCGAAGGUGCGGCAUUCAGUUCAGUGACAAAGAACAAUUGGAAGAGCAUAUGAAAAUCCAUGUGAAGGAGAAACCCUACUCCUGCCCUGACUGUGGCAAGAGGUUCAUCAACGAAAGUUACAUACAAGUUCACCAGCGUAUCCACACUGGGGAGAAACCUUACCUCUGCUCCCAGUGCGGCAAAGGGUAUCACACGGCUUCUUCUCUCAAACUGCAUGAGAUGCAGCACUCUGGUGACAGGCCAUUUGCUUGCUCCCUCUGUGGAAAGAGGUUUCGAAUAAACUCCUACCUAACGGCUCAUUAUCAGACCCACAUUAAGGACAGACCUUUCCUGUGCAGCGUCUGUGGGAAGGGCUACGCCAGAGCCGAGGAGCUGAAGGUGCACCACAGGCUCCACACUGGAGAGAGACCCUACGAGUGUGGCGAGUGUGGGAAGAGCUUCAUUUAUCGCCAAGGUCUGAGGCAGCAUCAGCGCACACAUGCUGGUCGACGCAUGGGACCCACCAGACAGCUUGGCAGACCCAAACAGCAGCCCAGGCUGGAAAACUAACAAUUAAACAGUCCUGCAGUGUGUUGUGUAAAUGGUUUUGAUAAUAAGAGUUCAAAAGACUGUUUCUCUGCUCUCUCUUCUUUCCAGCCAGUAUCUGCCCCUGUAUCUGAUGUCUCCCACCUAUUACAGAGACAGUAUCCAUGUUUGAAGAUUUCCAGUGCAGUGUUGAUGAACUUUUACUAAGGGUGGAUCAGAUGAUUAUUACCCAUUUCACCGUGUAUCUUGUUUAUAUAUUCACUCCUCUCUAGAAGCCCAUGUGUCCGAUUUGAGUGCCUUUGUUACAUGCAUGCCAAAUACUAAUAUCCAAUUACUACUUAUGCACAGUAUCCUUGUUAUUUUUCAAUCCAUAUUGAUGUAAUAGAGUAAAUUUACAGAAACCU